UCAGUAGCCGAAGGAAGGCGCGAGACUGUGCCGCGGUGCAUUCUGGUUCGGUAAAUUCGCACUUUGCGAUCACAAAGUGGAGCGAUUGAACUCGAGCGUCUGCUGUUAUCAAACGAUGGGUGAGUGUGCAGAGGCUCUGCGCACGCGCAGUGGAAACCCCGGAGCCGCAGGAGAUCAGCGCUGGUAAGCCAAAUUUCAAAUCCCUAAAUGUGCAAACGCGAUUAAAUUUUGCAAAUUUUAACUGCAAAAAAUGAAUUUCGAAGGUUUUUCUUUUUUUAAAAAAGAGGUUUGAAUUUGGUUUUUUACAUUUUUGUUUUCUUUUUAUUUCAUAUUUUUGAUAAAACGUGUUUGCGUUAUCGAAAAGGCUUCACUCUAAAUGUGAGAUAUUUGAUAAAAAUAGCGUGCGUUUAAAUAACGAAGCAAAAAUGUGUUCACAUUUAUUUUUUUCGCUGUGGUUACUUGAAUAUCUGACGCGGUUCAUGGAGGCAAACACCCCUUCCACUGAAAUGCAGCGAAAACGCUUCCUUUUUUUCCUCUGGAGUGGGCUUUUCCUCAGCUGACUGUUAUUAUAUUUUACUUGCUUCGUGAAUUUUAGAUCCUCCGCCAUUUUAACUGAAACGCUAUAUUUUUGUGUGGCAGACUUGGGAGCUUGAGCGUAAAUAUAGUUGUUGCUAUUUUUUUUUUUAUUGUUAUUUUCUUAUUUGAGGUAAUGGAUGCCACCAAGUCACAGCUUUCAAGAAAUGUUUGUUGGUGAAUUUAAAUGUUUUAAAUAAAGUUUUUAUUCAAAAUAGCAAAAUUUCCCCUCUAGUGGGUUAUAACCUUUCUAUAAUUAGAUACCAAGUGGUUGGAAAAUGUAUGUACAAAUGGAUGAGAAAAAAUGUACUCAAUUUUUCUGAUCAAGUCGGUGUUUUUAAUUUAAAAAAAAAAAACAAUUUCAAGGUUGAAAUGCCUUGAUUGAUCUGAAGAUUACAUUGAUUUCACUUUUCAGAUAAGCCUCAAUAUAAUUUCCUGCUCCAAACCUCUGAUCUGGUGACAUUUGUGUCAUUUUUUUCUUGUGUUGUAUGUCAGUGCCCAAGCACAAAAGUCUGGGAUUCACAAAUGAGUGCCAAAGUGAACAUGGAGGCUCGAUCCAAAGAACCCGACUGCAACCCCAUCGACCCUUCGUCCUCCUCUGCCACCGAGACCAUCCUCAUAUGCGGUGCUGACAGCACUGUCAAAAAGAGCCGACCUCAGCCCCACACCACCACAGCUCUCCUCCUGCCAGCUCCGAGUCAUCAGAAGGUUGAGUUGACCCCCACUGUUGCAGUGGCAAACUCAGGCAAAGGCAGCAGGGCCAACGAGAUGGCUACGCCCGCCCUAACAGCUCAGAUGGGCACGGCUUGUAGCAUCGUACACGUCCUGGAGUGGAAGGAAGGGAUGGCCAUUCUGCCCAGUAGUAACUUGAAGUUUUGUGUUAGUGACGUAGGAACUCUGAGCACACUUAUAACCCCAGGAACCACCGGCGGAACCACUGAACCUGCAGUGGGCUCUUCAGGAAGAUCCAACGAUGCUGAAAACCCUCCAGGCAAGCCAGUGUUGACGUCAGUACCGGAGGUGUCUGCACCAGUCAGCACUUUGAGAGCUGAAGUAGUUGAACCACAGCGGUUGGUGUCAGUCAAGCCCGAAGUAUUGAGUGGACCAGGGACACAAAACCAUGAGCCCAGAGCUCAGAAACCGCCUACAGAGGAGCUACGCAGGGACCCAAUCACUGACAAGAGAAGCAUCAGCAUCGAGAAGGUUCCAGCGGGGGGGAAGGUCAGCUCUCUUAACCCGGACCACCUGAAAGCCAUGAGGAAGAGGAAGAGGAAGGAGUAUCUGAGUCCCUCUGAGGAAGACUCGGACAUGGACGGCACAGAUGAGAAGAUGGAUGAUGGAAAAAUGGACAGUCGACACAUCAGAGGAGGGGACAGUAAAACAGAGCAGUGGACAUGGGCUCAGUAUCUGGAGGAAACCAAAGCUGUUGCUGCUCCAAACAAGCUCUUCCAAGAGACGCAGAGGGUGCCCACAGUGAAGAACGGCUUUAAGCAGGGGAUGAAACUGGAAGGCAUCGAUCCGCAGCAUCCCUCCAUGUACUUUGUCCUCACUGUUGCUGAGGUCUGUGGUUACCGGCUGCGUCUGCAUUUUGACGGCUACUCUGACUGUCAUGACUUCUGGGUGAACGCCAACUCCCUGGACAUCCACCCUGCUGGCUGGUGCGAGAGCACAGGGCACAAACUGCACACUCCCAAAGGCUGUAAGGAAGAAGAGUUUACUUGGAACAACUACCUGAAAAUGACUAAAGCUCAAGUGGCUCCUAAAGAACUGUUUUCCAGUCCUGGCAGAAUUGAUGUGAAUUGUGGCUUUGAGAUCGGGAUGAAGCUGGAGGCAGUUGACCGCAUGAACCCUUCCCUCAUCUGUGUAGCAACUGUCACCGACGUGGUGGACGACCGCUUCCUGGUUCAUUUUGACAACUGGGAUGACACAUACGACUACUGGUGUGAUGCCAGCAGUCCAUACAUUCAUCCUAUUGGUUGGUGUCAAGAGAGGAACCUCCCCCUCACACCACCCCAAGGUGACCAACACUAUCCAGACCAAGGCCGGUUCUCCUGGUCUCUGUAUUUGGAGGAGACUGGUGCUAAAGCUGUAGCUGCAGAGGUCUUUAAAGUGAGAGCACCUCAUAGCUUUCAGCCUCAGAUGAAACUUGAGGCUGUGGACAAGAGGAGCCCGGGUCUGAUAAGAGUGGCCACAGUGGAGGAAGUUGAGACUCAUCGCAUUAAGGUCCAUUAUGAUGGCUGGAGUCACGUCUACGACGAAUGGAUGGACUCGGAUCACCCAGACAUUCAUCCCGCCGGCUGGUGUGAAGCGACUGGUCACCCGCUGAAAGUUCCUCCGCGGGAUGUCAAAACGCAACAACCUCAAGGUGUGAGGGAGUUUCCUGCCACAGGCCAGUCCACCUACCCUUCCUCUGUUUCCUGUAAGCCCAUCAGUCACCAGAGAACAAGCAAGUACAGCUUCCAUAACAGGAAAUGUCCAACUCCCGGCUGUGAUGGCUCGGGUCACGUGACCGGGCGUUUUACCGCCCAUCACUGCAUUUCCGGCUGUCCAUUGGCGGAGCGUAACCAGGGCCGGCUGAAGGCCGAUCUGUCGGACUCGGAGUGCAAGAGAAACAUCUUCUUUGGCCAGAGAAGCAAGAAAAAUCAUUACCGUGGCAGGUACAGGAUUGGUCGUCCCCCAAAAUACAGAAAGAAUCAACAGAGAGAGUACCAGAGUAUGUCAUCAGAGGGAGUUUAUUCAUCGCUGUUCAUGUCAGCUCUGAGCGGCCAGUCGGAUCGCACCCUAUCUCUGUGCUGGGAGCAACACUGUAAGCUUCUGCCAGGCGUUCAGGGCAUUCACGCCAGCCAGGUGGCAGCAUGGAGUGUUGAGGAGGUCUUCCGGUUUGUCCAGAAUCUGAUUGGUUGUGAAGAGCAAGCUCGUCUCUUCAAAGAAGAGAUGAUUGAUGGGGAAGCGUUCCUGCUGCUGACUCAGACCGAUAUUGUGAAGAUCAUGAGCAUCAAGCUAGGCCCCGCCCUCAAGAUUUCCAACGCCAUCCUCAUGUUUAAAACCACGGAUGAGGGACUAAAGUGAUCCCACGCUUUACCGGCUGUGGAAGAGCGGAUGACCAUUUGGACAUCAGUCAUCAUGUGCCAAAUUCAUUCUGUUGCAGGGUAAACUCCCUGAGUACUUUUUCAUGUGUUUGCUGUCCUGUGCCCAUCAGAGAGAAGGAGGGGAAAAUGGGGUUCAGUCAGGGAAAAAAAUAAUGCUGUGAAUAGAAAUAAAUAGAAACCUGUGGGGAAAAAAAGAGGAAUGUUGUUUUUUGAGAAAAACUGGUGCAAUGGUUUUCCCAAAUGGUGUCUUAGUUCCAGUACAAUGAUGUUUAUGAAAACCCUAAAAACAUCAACAUCUGUGGUGCAUCUCCUGUCUGUGCCCCAAACCCAAAGCACAUUCUCAGGCACAUGCUGGGACGACAAAUUUAAACCAAAAGCUGAUUUAAAUUUAAAAUUAAAGCUAAAACAAAUGUUCAAAAACCCGCUCACACCAAAAACAGUGUGUAGUGAUGCACUUAAAAUUAAGCUAUUGUUGACUUGUAUGUGAAAUUAUUAGUGGACAGGAAGAGAUUUAAAAUCAUAAAUGCAGGAACAAAACUACAAACCCUGAAUAUGAGACACAACAUAAAAGUUAAAUACAAUCAGUGAGGUUCCUGUGAGCCUUAUGCAGCGUUGUGCAAUAAAGGAAAAGGUACUGUAUUUAAAAGCACUUAAAAUUACAGCUCCAUGAUGAUUGCACUGUAACCGCCUAAUUGGAAAACAGAAUGAUACUGUAUUAUUCAGACCUCUGUUGUUUUUUAGUAGAGAUAAGUAUUAUUUAUUUGUGAAUUACAAUUUAUGCUAAAGCUAACAUUACAGAUGUAUUCCUCAAAAUGUUAUUGUUUGCUCUUGAAUAGGAGAAAAAAUGCAGGGUUUCACUUUUUACGUCUACAUGAGAUUUUUUUAAAUAUGGAUAGAACAAGAAGAAAGCAACCCUUGGGCAUUUUAGCACAACUGUAAAACCAAAUGGAUUUUACAGAAUGGUAUUUCCUGUUUGGUCACUAGAGAGUGCAAAAAUCAAGAUUUAUUUUGCACUACAAAUGUGUUUUGGUAUCUGAUCAGUGGAGUUCUCCACUGUUUACAUGUAAUGGACACUCGGUUCAGAGUGUGUUUAUGUUUACAGUUUAUGUCAGAGUUGGUAUUAAAAAAAAGCUGUAUGGGGUUUAUAUUGUGAGAAAAAAGUUGAAUGUUUUAAGGGCUCUUGGAAUAUUAUAUCUUUGUGUGUCUCUCUGGUGGGAUUUGUGUGUCUGUCAAGAUAAUCUUGAGUCACAAAUACCAUUCAAUCCAUAUCAAUAAACAUCAAAAACUGUCUGGUCUGA
This is a messenger RNA of Oryzias melastigma (Indian medaka), 4960 nucleotides long. RefSeq names its product L3MBTL histone methyl-lysine binding protein 1 (gene l3mbtl1). Gene Ontology annotation, molecular function: protein binding; zinc ion binding. Bases 1099 to 3642 code for a protein of 847 amino acids. The transcript has 21 exons. Lineage: Eukaryota; Metazoa; Chordata; Actinopteri; Beloniformes; Adrianichthyidae. Gene Ontology annotation, cellular component: nucleus. The record is from RefSeq and is a predicted model, not a curated record. Gene Ontology annotation, biological process: regulation of DNA-templated transcription.